Messenger RNA from Dermochelys coriacea (leatherback sea turtle), 10434 nucleotides. RefSeq names its product contactin associated protein 2 (gene CNTNAP2). NCBI's taxonomy places the organism in Eukaryota, Metazoa, Chordata, Testudines, Dermochelyidae. The coding region runs from base 519 to 4505 and encodes 1328 amino acids. The record is from RefSeq and is a predicted model, not a curated record. The transcript is spliced from 24 exons.
AGUGCGCGCGGGGCUCCCGGUCGGUGCGUGCGUGCGCGCGCGCGUGCGUGUGUGUGUGUGUGUAUAUAUACCCGAGCGGGGAGGCUUCUUGGAAGCGUCUCUCAGCAGCGCUGCUCUAUGCAGAGGGAAGGGCUCCGCUGCAGUGGCGGCAGCAGCCACCCCCCCCCCCCCCACCACCACCUCUUUGCUCCCUUCCCCCCUCUUUUGAGAGUUUUAUUAUCCCUCCUCCCGCUCCUUGCUUCUUCCUUCGGCUCUUUUUUUUUUGGGGGGGGGGAGUUCCGAGGGCGGCGCGCACGCAGCAAGAAGGGAAAGAAAAGUACUGGGACUGACCCCGUGCUGCUCCAAACCCAGAGGCAGGAGGCGAAGAGGGGGGUUGGCUUCUCCCCCAGGGUAAAGCCCUGCUCCUCCCCCCCUCCCCCAUAGCCGCCUCACAGCAAAGCGAGAGGGACGGAGGAAAAGUGGAGGAAAGCAGCUAUUCUGCGCUGGCCUUUGGAGUAAAGGGAGCCGGGAAGGGAAGGAUGGCUGUGGUUCCCCGAGCCGGCUGCAGGGCAGCCCUCUUCCUCUGGAUUUUCAGCAGCAUCAGCUGCCGAGCCAGGACGGCGCUCCCUGCAUCCCAAAAAUGUGAUGAACCACUGGUCUCAGCAUUAUCCCACUCCUCCUUCAGCAGUUCAUCAUCUAUGACUAGUAGCUAUGUACCAGGGUAUGCAAAGCUAAACAAAAGAGGAGGGGCUGGAGGCUGGUCUCCAUCAGAUAGUGACCAUUAUCAGUGGCUGCAGGUGGAUUUUGGGAGCAGGAAACAAAUCAGCGCUAUUGCAACGCAAGGCAGAUACAGCAGCUCCGAUUGGGUGACUCAAUACCGAAUGCUCUAUAGUGAUACAGGGAGAAACUGGAAGCCAUAUCACCAGGAUGGAAACAUUUGGGCAUUUCCUGGAAAUACAAAUUCUGAUAGCGUGAUCCGGCAUGAUUUGCAGCAUCCAGUUAUAGCCCGCUAUAUUCGCAUAGUUCCUCUGGAUUGGAAUGGAGAGGGCCAAAUUGGGCUGAGAAUUGAGGUCUACGGCUGCCCUUAUUGGGCCAAUGUUAUCAAUUUUGAUGGCCAUGCUGUGUUACCGUACAGAUUCAGGAACAAGAAAAUGAAAACAUUGAAAGACGUCAUCACUCUGAAAUUUAAAACCUCUGAAAGUGAAGGUGUCAUCUUCCAUGGAGAAGGGCAACAAGGAGACUAUAUCACCCUGGAACUGAAAACAGCCAAGCUAGUCCUUAAUUUAAAUCUAGGUAGCAACCAGUAUGGCUCAAUUUAUGGUCACACAUCUGUGAUUACAGGCAGCCUCUUGGAUGACCACCAUUGGCACUCCAUUGUCAUAGAACGUCAUGGGAGGAACAUCAAUCUAACACUGGAUAGGCACAUGCAACAUUUCAGAACCAAUGGGGAAUUUGAUUACCUGGACCUGGACUAUGAGAUAACCUUUGGUGGCAUGCCUUUUUCUGGGAAGCCAAGUUCAAAUAGCAGGAAAAACUUCAAAGGUUGUAUGGAAAGCAUCAAUUACAAUGGUAAUAAUAUCACAGACCUUGCCAAGAGGAAGAAAUUGGAACCUUCUAAUGGGGGAAACUUGAGUUUUUCGUGUGUGGAACCACAUACAGUGCCUGUCUUUUUCAAUGCUACCAGUUACCUGGAAGUCCUUGGUCGCCUGAAUCAGGACCUGCUUUCAGUCAAUUUCCAGUUUCGGACCUGGAACCCCAAUGGACUUCUCCUCUUCAGCAACUUUGCCGAUGGAUUGGGUAAUGUCGAGAUUGACCUGACUGAAGGCAAAGUUAGUGUUCACAUCAAUGUCACCCAGGUGAAGAAGAAUCGAAUAGAUAUCUCAUCAGGCUCAGGACUCAACGAUGGGCAAUGGCAUGAAAUACGGUUUCUAGCUAAGGAAAACUUUGCUGUCCUCACUAUUGAUGGAGAUGAAGCCUCAGCAGUUCGAACAAACAGUCCUCUGCAAGUUAAAACUGGGGAGAAAUAUUUCUUUGGAGGGUUCCUUACACGAACAAAUGACUCCGAUCGUUCCCUGCUCCAGCUCUCAUUCCAAGGAUGCAUGCAGUUUAUUCACGUGGAUGAUCAACUGGUGGAUUUGCAUGCAGUGGAGCAAGGCAAACUAGGAAGCUUUGCCAAUGUCAGCAUUGAUAUGUGUGCCAUUAUUGACAGGUGUGUUCCCAAUCACUGUGAACAUGGUGGCAAAUGCUCCCAAACGUGGGACAGCUUCAAAUGUACUUGUGAUGGAACUGGAUACAAUGGCGCCACCUGUCACAACUCUAUUUAUGACCUCUCCUGUGAAGCAUACAAACACCUGGGCAAAACCUCAAAUUAUUACUGGAUAGAUCCAGAUGGCAGUGGGGCACUGGGACCUUUGAAAGUUUACUGCAACAUGACAGAGGAUAAAGUGUGGUCAACUGUGUAUCAUGAUCUGCAGAUGCAAACUUCAGUGGUAGGCAACAGCCCGGAAAAGUACUCUGUAUUACAGCUCAAUUACAGUGCCACCAUGGAUCAGAUCUCUGCCAUCACCAGUAGUGCUGAAUACUGUGAGCAGUACAUCUCCUACUCCUGCAAGAUGUCAAGGCUGCUGAACACCCCAGAUGGGAAUCCAUACACCUGGUGGGUUGGAAAAGCCAACGAGAAACACUAUUAUUGGGGUGGCUCUGGACCUGGCAUUCAGAAAUGUGCCUGUGGUAUUGAACGCAAUUGUACUGACGCCAAAUACUACUGCAACUGUGAUGCUGAUGCUAAACAAUGGAGAAAAGAUGCUGGGCUCUUGUCUUACAAAGAACAUCUACCAGUGAGUCAAGUGGUGGUUGGAGAUAUUGACCGAUCGGGAUCAGAAUCCAAGUUAAGUGUGGGUCCUGUGCGCUGUCAAGGAGACCGGAAUUACUGGAAUGCUGCGUCUUUCAUUACUCCAUCAUCCUACCUUCACUUCUCCACGUUCCAAGGGGAAACCAGCGCAGACAUCUCUUUCUAUUUCAAAACAUCAGCCCCUGAUGGAGUGUUUCUUGAGAAUUUGGGGAAUACAGACUUCAUCAAACUUGAGCUGAAAUCUGCUAUUGAAGUGUCCUUUUCAUUUGAUGUUGGAAAUGGCCCAGUGGAGAUCAUUGUCAUAUCCCCCAACCCACUCAAUGAUGACCAAUGGCAUCGAGUCAUCGCUGAGAGAAAUGUCAAGCAGGCCAGUCUGCGGGUGGACCAACUGCCACAGGAGAUCCGGAAGGCACCAACGGAAGGCCACACACGAUUGGAACUGUAUAGCCAGUUAUAUGUUGGUGCUGCAGGUGGACAGAGAGGAUUUCUGGGUUGCAUUCGCUCUUUAAGAAUGAAUGGGGUGACUCUAGACUUGGAAGAGAGAGCAAAGGUCACACUGGGGGUGAAACCUGGUUGCUCUGGCCACUGCACCAGCUAUGGAAUGUACUGUGAGAACGGAGGGAAAUGUGUUGAGAAAUACAAUGGCUACUCCUGUGACUGUUCCAAAACUGCAUAUGAUGGACCAUUUUGCAUAAAAGAUGUUGGAGCAUUUUUUGAAGAGGGGAUGUGGCUUCGAUAUAAUUUCCAGUCCCCAGGGAUCAGUGCGAAAGACUUAAUCAGCCGAGCUAUGUUGAGCUCUACAGACCAUGAUAACACUGUGCCAGACCUCAGCUUGAAUAAGGAGGUGCUCAGUUUCAGCUUCAGUACCACCAAGUCCCCUUGUGUCCUCCUGUAUAUCAGCUCUUACACCCAGGACUACAUGGCGGUGCUUGUCAAGCCAUCUGGAAACUUACAGAUUCGAUACAACCUUGGAGGCACUAGAGAGCCAUAUAACAUUGAUGUAGACCACAGAAACAUGGCAAAUGGACAGCCACACAGUGUUAAUGUCACACGGAAUGAAAGGGACAUAGUUCUCCAGCUUGAUCAUUAUCCUCCAGCAAGUUACAGCCUGCCGAUAGCAUCUGACACUCAGUUCAACUCCCCAAAGGCACUCUUCCUGGGAAAAGUUAUAGAAACUGGGAAGAUCGACCAAGAUAUCUAUCAAUACAACACACCAGGAUUCACUGGCUGCCUGUCUAGAGUGCAGUUCAACCAGAUUGCCCCACUCAAGGCAGCCCUGAGACCUACCAACACCUCCUCUCACGUCCACGUUCAAGGAGAGCUAGUGGAAUCCAACUGCGGAGCAUCUCCACUGACCAUCCCACCAAUGUCUGCUGCCACUGACCCCUGGCAUUUAGAUUCAGCCAGUGCUGAUUUCCCAUACAAUGGUCAAGCUAUAGGAGAUGGAGUUAACAGGAACUCUGCCAUUAUUGGAGGUGUCAUCGCUGUUGUGAUCUUCACGAUACUUUGCACGCUGGUGUUCCUGAUACGCUACAUGUUCCGUCACAAGGGAACCUACCACACCAAUGAGGCCAAGGGGGCGGAGUCUGCUGAGAGCGCUGAUGCAGCCAUCAUGAACAAUGACCCCAACUUUACGGAGACCAUCGACGAGAGCAAAAAAGAGUGGCUUAUCUGAGAGUGUGUGGAGGGGGUUGGAAGCAGGGCCGGGGUGGGGGUAGGGACGACUCUUUUAGCGAGGUGAGAACGCUCUACUUCAGACUCUUGAGCACAUCUAGUAAAAAGAUCAGCACAAAUGGAAGAGCAAGCAACAGGCAAAACCGAUGAGACUGGAAACAAGGAUAACACACACAUUUAAGAAAAGUACUUUUUAAUAUUCAUUUGCAAUGAAUUUCCCCUUCUGUAUCCCAACAACAACAAACAACAGCUUUUAGAGCUUCAGCAUUGGUUAAAAUUUGUCAGUAAUACCUGUCUUUUCUGUGUGUGUUUAGAGGUGUUCUAAAUACCCGUGAUGAUAACAGGGCCAGUUUUCUACAUUUUUUAAAAGCCCUUUAGAAUGUGGAUAUUUCUGUCUUGAAAACAGCUUACAAAUCGAUACAUCCUCAAAGUGUUCUUUUCAGUCAUGCAUAGUCGGUUCCAGACAGGUUGCCAUAAUACCUGUUCACAUAUUGUUUCAUUUGGUGGUGUUUGAAUUGGGGUUUAAAAGUUCUAGGGGAGGAAAUGAGGUAGGGAAAAGAGGAUCAAAUCAUAUUUGCCAAUUUUCAGUCAUCUUGUGCCAACACUUUAAGAGUCUCCCACUUUGGCACAGGCAUUUCAAAAUGUUGAUUCUGUAUAGUACUUAUCAGCAAUGUAAAAAUAUUAUAAUUAUUCUGACUAUAGGAGAGGAGUAAAAGCACAGGAAAACUUUUGUGUUGGUUUGUUUGUUUAAAUCAGAAGGAGACUGUAUACCUAAUCUGUUUCUGUAACUUUGGCUAUGAUGCUGCUAACCUGAGGCCACACGGCGGUUUCAGUUUAAACUCAGCUCUGCCUGUGAUAUAUUGGCGUACACUGUAUGUAGGCAUAAGCAUUGUAGCUGGGAAUUAGUCAGACUUUACCGUUUGUUUGCUUCAUAGGCUGUCACAGAACUAUUGGUGCAGUUCUAAGGAAUGCAUUUGAUCCAACAGUUUUCACAUAAUACUUUUCUGUCAUUGGCAUAGCAAUUUAGUUUGUUCUUUAAAUCUUUGGUUUAAAUCCCUUUGUGAAGAAAGCCUCUGUCACAGUGUUCUCUCGGGCAGUAAGGUAAAACCAGAGGCUUAAAGACUCCUGCUCAGAGACAGAGCAGCAGAAACACACAGCAUAAGAGCAGAGGUCCUUUUUUUAAUAAACAGAUUUGCCUGAUCAGUUUCACUGUCUUUUUGGAGUAAUGACUAAGGACUGCAAAUGCAAUAUCUAGUGCUUCAGGGAUCACAAUCUCUCAGACCAGCUGAAUGUCAGGCAUGUCACUGAGAAAGAGGCAGUCAGUUUGCAGAGAGGGUAAGUGGUAGCCUGAAUAGUUAAUUUCAUCCUUGGAUGGCAAUAAAGUGGUUUUUGCUUCUCCACUGCAAAGGAGCAGGAGUCUCCAAUAACCUUGUUUAAUGGAGACACAGGGCCUUAUGGGUAGUUGUGUGGAACAGAAUGAAGAUAUGAAUGUAUAGCAGGACAUUUACUGUGCAUCAAAAACCAGAAUCAAUACUAAGAAUUUCUUAUGAAAGGAUUUAUGCCUGUGGCAUUUUUGGUGUCAUGUAACCUUAUAAUAUUUACAAUUUUGGUAUGCACAGCUUUAAUCCAUUCCUUCAGUAUCUAUUUGCAAGACUUGUUUGAAAUUCAGAUGAACAUCACUCUGAUGAACUAAGCAAUGCUGUUUUCUUUUAGUUCCUUCUUCCCCUUUCUUUAUUUUUGCUUUAUAGCAUUAUUUUGUUGGAUGUUGUAAAUUGAAAGGACAUUUUUUUUUAAUUAGAGAUGGAAUAUUGGAGCAUUUUCAGGAUUCCUUUGUAUUCAUAGGUCUUAAAACUGCUUCCUUGUUUAUAAAUGCACAGUUAGCAGACAUGGCAACAAUUUAAAGAUAUUGGGUAUGUGUUAAGGCUUUUUGUUAAAAUUCUCCACAGUUUGUCUCUCAAACGGGACUUGCUGAAUCACUAGAGCUAAUGUAGAUCUCAAACCCACUGCUUUCUUCAGGGUAUGGAUUUGGACUCGGUAUGUAAAUUUGGCCAGUUUUAAGAAAGUUAUUGUCUGUUUCUCAGGUAUCUUUAUGGCGGUGGGGUCCAAACAGGAAAGAACCCCAUCUUUGCCCCACUCCAUGCUUAGCACUGGUUUGCCUCAAAAACUAUCAUCUCUCUCUUUGAGUGAGAAGUUGUUAUUCUUGUUUAAGAUCAGUGGGUAUAAGAAGAAUAUCCUCCCCUUGAAGAGUGUCAAAACAACACUAUAGCAUUUUGAAACUAAUCUGCCAUACAUCACUAGCUAGUCAGGCCAGCCACCUCUACUGUUGGGUGGAUAGGUCACAAAAAUCUUCUCUUCUAGUGAAGAAAAUCCCACUUUUCCUUAUUGAUUUUAGUUUAAUUUGAUUUCAAAUGGUAUUUUGGGCAUUCCCAGCAAAGACUAUGCAUGUUACUUCAGAAGGCCCAGAUACAGCAAAUGAGAGCAGAGUGCCCAUUUCCUUAGGCUGUGAUUUUUGUUGCAGUAAAAAGGCUGACUUUCUAACUGAAUUUAGCGUGAGAAGUGCCAGCUCUGCUGCCUGAGACUGGAGUCCUGUGGUUCUUCACACAACCAAGACAGCAGAAGUCUCCACAGAGACACACUUCCCAACUAACAUGGCUCAUUCCUGCGCUGGAAGGGCAAGUGGAUAGUUGUCUCUCAUGUCCAGUCAAGUCUUCGGGUACUUGGUUGACCUAGCAACAAGCAUAUCAGUUAAGACAGUGGUCUUUGUGAUGGUGAUGUCUGUUCAUUAAUGACUAAACUCAGACCACCAACUCAAUUCACAUGAGGCACUGGGCAGCCAUCUGAUGGAAAUGAUGGACCCGGUCUCGAUUCAAACCCGUGCAAUAAAGAAGAAAAGCAAAGUCAAUGCCAAUACCUUAAUCAUCUGGUCUCCCAACCUUCUGUCUCUCUCAGCUCACAGACUCUCAGAGCUCUUCAUGUGAAGCUCAUGAGAGCUGCGUAUAUUUGUGUUGACCUUUUUGCAGGGAAGCCUCAUGCGGUGAGGAGAAGAAGCUGGUAGUAAACUUCAGUGUUAUGAUUAUUUUCCUGAUUCAGUAGGAAUAAGGAGUUGCCUUCAUAAACCCAGGAGCUAUUUGUAUUAAUGAUUGAAAAUCUUAUUGAGAGCUGCAUUAGCAAUAGUGUAUUUCCUUAAACUGGAAGGGAGAGAGCUCAGCAGGCUGAGACAAUGGAUUUGACAUUGCAGACUGACAGACCAGUAUUUGAUGGUGGAGAUGGUGUCUUGGCUGCCAGUUCUUGUAACCUUUUCCUAGAAUGCCUUGUAGAUAGAAUGCCAUAGUCUUACGUAGGACAAAUACUAGCCCUUCAGGGCCCCAGGAACUGAGAAGCAGCAGACUAAGAUGGGUAGCUUGCAAAAGAAAUGGUGAUAUUUUAUAUGAUUCAUGAGGGGAGUUCACGGGUACUUCUGGUUGCUAAGAGAGUUUGUACUGACCAACUGAGCAGUUAAAAGGGCAGGUAAUAUAGUGAGUUUUUGGCAAGUGCUAUAUAUCUUCCUAUGGUGGCUAAACCUGAAUCAUAACAGAGUGAAUCCUGAUGCGCACACAGCACUGCACUUGCCCUGAAAUGUACUCAACUAUCAUAGGAGCAUAGUGCACAUUCAUCUGAGUCAGUUUUCUCACUCAUUUUAGUCCCUUUCCCUGUUUGAAUAUGUGGGGAAAUGUGACUCUAAAAGGCCUGCUUCUGCUCCCAUUGAAAUCAAUGGCAAAAUUCCUGUUGAUUUCUGUGGGGGGCAGAUUGUGCCCAGAUCAGGAGUGUCGGUCUAGUGGGGUAAUGCUAAGGUGCAUUUGGAUCUACAGUCAAAAUAAAGGCCCCCAGGAGAUGAGCUGUGAAGUGCCAAAGAAAUUUUGUCCUAGCCAAAAUGGUAAAAAUUAAAAUGUUGAUAACAAAACAGCCUUUAAUAGAAACCAGCACUCUAAUCUGUUAUUUCUUAUGUGUUCAUUCAAAUGCCCUUUAUUCCAUAUUAGUCAGUUGACAUUAGAAAUUAUCUUUAAAAUCAGAAAUCAAUAUUAAACAAAAAUGUGAAAUUUCAGUUAGGACUAUAGGAUUUGUGCCUACCAUAUGCACUGCACCUUUGUUCUCUUACACAUAGUUAUGUUCUUCACAGCAGUUACCACUUGAAAGGUAGGGAAUUUGCAACGUUUUUAAUCAUGCUCAAGACAGCAUGAUGCAUAUAAAAGGGUGGUUUUCAAUAUUUCACGAAGAUUGCCAAAGAGGAGGUGUAUAAUUACAAGUUAAUGGUAGAGAUACGAAUUCUUUUUAGAAGAGAGUCUAUUCCGUGAUUACAUUUUCAUCAAAACAGAGUCUCUUUUAAUGGCAGAUGCAUCUAACUUCCAGGAUACCAAUUGAAAUGUGAAGCUGUUUCUCAGGCUGAUAGGCAGUAGCUUUUUAAUAUGGUUUCUCACUCAGAUUAUCUUCCAUUGUGUCAUAAGCAUGGUGACUCUUGAAGAGUUACAUUGUUGAAAAGCAGAAUCUAAAUUCUAUCUUUGUUAAUCAAAAUUGGUAUUCAAUCCUAGAGAUAUGAAACAGGAAUCUCACCCUCCAAAAGCAACAGCAUGUAAAUUAGAACGAAAGAAGGAAAAUAUGUAUGUAUGCCUAAUAUUCUUUGUGAAUGUUUUUCCUUUAGUUAAAAGUUCUAUUAGAAACCAGAUUGAUAAAUAAAAAAAAUAGAAAUUCUACAUAGAUUUAAUUAUCCUAACAGCUGCUUCCUUGUGCUUUGUAUGUUCUGAUCAUUGUCUAUAUUUUUUUUCUUCCUCUAACAAUAGGAAGUUAAUUUGGAAAGGACAGAAGUCUCUGCCUCGUGAGAAAAGACUCAAAAUAUGCAGGGACUCAUAUCCUCUCCAAAAGGACUUGUUCCUCCUUGCAACAAAGAAGGCAGUCAUACACACAAACAGUGAUUGCUUAAAAAUAAGAAACUGUUGCUUGACUGUGUUUAGUUUUCAUUUCAACCAGCCUUGAUUACAUUCUGAAGGCCAGCUCCUAGGCUAGUGCAAGUUGGCAUAGCUCCAUUGACUGAAUGAGAGCUAUACCAAUUUAGAGCAGCUGAGGAUCUCUUCUCAAAAGUUUGGUCUGCACAAAAUGACUGCUUUUGCUGUGAUUGUUGCCAUUCAGAGCCUACUAUUGAAUGCAGUGAGUUGUGUAUGCAUAUCUAAGGGCAGAAUUGUGCCCUCUGUCUGUUAAUGGGUUAAAUUAUCAGGUUCCAGAAAGCUUUUAUAUUAAAUCCCUUCAGAAAAGUAUAUGAAUUGUACUUGAAUAAAAGUAUGUGAAACCAAGCAGGGAAACAUGAAUGCUACCAAUACCAGUGAGUCAGGGGACAUCGUUAAAUCAUUGUCCCCAACCUGUUGUGCUGUCUACUACAAAUUGCCUUGAUCAUGUUCCAAAACCAACUACAACCCUGGUCCUGUCUAGGACUUUAGCUCAGUUUCUAGAACAUGAUUACAUAUACAUGACAAAUUGUGACCCUGUUGUACCCUGGCAGUCCUGACUCUGCUAUAUUUAUACUGUGGGAGCUCAAGAGGGGGAGAAUAGUUGUAUGUUCUAGUGGAAGUAGGGUUACCAGAUGGCAACUGUGAAAAACGGGACAGGGGGUUGGGGGUAAUAGGCGCCUAUAUAAGAAAAAGUCCAAAACGGGAUUGUCCCUUUAAAAAUGGGACAUCUGGUCACCCUAAGUGGAAGGAUGUUCAUCUUGAUGGGAGUUCUGUCAUGUGGCUAGAGCAAUGUACUGGGAUUGAAGACCCGUCCAUUUUAUUAUCAUCUCUGCUACUGACACACUGCACCUUUGGGCAAAGCUUUAACCUCUGUCUGCUUCAGUUUAUCCACUGCGUGUUUCAUGGAGGUCAGUGUGUGUGUGUAAAAUACAAGAUUAUUUUGUGUGAUGUGGA